Molecule: messenger RNA, 450 nt
Organism: Lactuca sativa (garden lettuce)
Lineage: Eukaryota; Viridiplantae; Streptophyta; Magnoliopsida; Asterales; Asteraceae
Product: secreted RxLR effector protein 161-like
Source: RefSeq, a predicted model, not a curated record
AUGGCAUUCGGAACGAGGCUAACACCGUCCUUGGACAAACCUGUAGCGGAUAUUACUCUUUAUCUGCAGAUGAUUGAAUCUUUAAUGUUUCAGGCGAAUCCUCAUGAGCCACACAUGAUUGCCAUAAAGAAUAUUUUGAGAUAUCUCAGAAGAUCAUCUUCUCUCGGAAUAUGGUAUCCUUCAAACUCCGGAUUCUUUGUGCAAUCCUUUUCGGAUGCUGAUCUAGGCGGAUGCGGUCUCGAUUGUAAAAGCACUUCCAUGGGAUGUCAGUUACUAGAUGGCAAACUAGUAAGUUGGCAAUCAAAGAAACAGACUUGUGUGUCCCUAUCAACUGCAGAAGUUGAAUACAUCGCAGUUGCAUCAUGCACUUCACAAGUCGUCUGGAUACAAAGCCAACUUCGAGACUAUGGUAUCAACAUGAAGAGGAUUCCACUCUACUGUGAUUCGUAA